GGUCUUGUUCUGGGAAUCUACUCAAGUGAAAAGGAUGAAGGUGCUGCCCACUUCACUAGUGCAGGAGAUGCUUUUGAUAGGCUUGUGUCUGGAAAGCUGAGAGAACUUCUGUCCCUAUGUGGGCCACCUUUGAAGAAAGGCAAAACACACAUAUUCCAUGGCUUGCAUCAGGACUUUCCGAGUGUGGUUGUAGUUGGCUUGGGUAAGAAGAAUGCUGGAGUAAAUGACCAAGAAAACUGGAAUGAAGGCAAAGAAAAUAUCCGUGCAGCUGUUGCAGUUGGUUGUAGGCAGAUCCAAGAUCUGGAGAUCCCUUGUGUUGAAGUAGACCCCUGUGGAGAUGCUCAAGCGGCUGCAGAAGGCGCUGUCCUUGGAUUGCAUGAAUAUAACGAGCUGAAGCAAAAAAAGAAACCGAUAGUUACUCCUCAGCUUCAUGGAAGUGCUGAAAGUGAGGCCUGGCAAAAAGGUGUUAUCUACGCUGAGGGUCAGAACCUCGCUCGGUACCUUAUGGAGGCUCCAGCUAAUUAUAUAACUCCAAUCAAAUUUGCCGAACAUAUUGAACAGAAGCUCAGAAGUUUCAGCAACGUGAAGGUCCAUAUAAGACCGGAGUCUUGGAUAGCAACACAACAGAUGGGAGCAUUCCUGAGUGUAGCUAAGGGUUCGGCUGAACCUCCCAUCUUUCUGGAAAUUCACUAUUUAGGUGGUGCUAAUACAAAUGACUCCCCGCUGGUAUUUGUAGGAAAAGGAGUUACAUUUGACAGUGGUGGCAUUUCAUUGAAGCCCUCAUCAGGUAUGGAUGCAAUGAGAGCAGAUAUGGGAGGGGCAGCAACUGUUUGUUCAGCCAUUGUGACGGCAGCAGCUUUAAAUCUACCUCUUAACAUAAUUGGUUUGGCACCCCUCUGUGAAAAUAUGCCCAGUGGUAAGGCAAACAAGCCGGGGGAUGUAGUUAAAGCCAAGAAUGGAAAAACAAUACAGGUAGAUAACACGGAUGCAGAAGGAAGACUGCUGUUAGCUGAUGCUCUCUGUUACGCCCACAAUUUUAAUGCAAGGGCGAUUGUGAAUGCUGCAACAUUAACAGGUGCCAUGGAUGUGGCGUUGGGGUCUGCUGCGACUGGAGUGUUCACAAACUCAUCUUGGCUUUGGACUCACCUUUAUGAGGCCAGCAUUUUGACAGGAGACAGAGUUUGGAGAAUGCCUCUUUUUGAACAUUACACAAAACAAGUAACAGACUGUGCUCUUGCAGAUCUGAGUAACAUUGGAAAGUACAGCAGAGCUGGUGGAGCAUGCACAGCUGCUGCAUUCCUGAAGGAAUUUGUGACUGUCUCUCACUGGGCUCAUUUAGAUAUAGCUGGUGUGAUGUCGAAUAAAGAUGAGGUGCCCUAUCUUCGAAAAGGCAUGGCAGGGCGGCCUACAAGAACGCUAGUAGAGUUUGCGGCUCGAUUAAGUCAAGACAGUCACAAUACCAAAUAAAAUACUUAUUCU
Messenger RNA from Phaethon lepturus (White-tailed tropicbird), 1479 nucleotides. It is a transcript of the gene LAP3, whose product is annotated as leucine aminopeptidase 3. Gene Ontology annotation, cellular component: cytoplasm. The transcript has 12 exons. Gene Ontology annotation, molecular function: metalloaminopeptidase activity; manganese ion binding. The annotation marks the transcript as partial. The record is from RefSeq and is a predicted model, not a curated record. Gene Ontology annotation, biological process: proteolysis. Lineage: Eukaryota; Metazoa; Chordata; Aves; Phaethontiformes; Phaethontidae.